Molecule: messenger RNA, 3199 nt
Organism: Durio zibethinus
Lineage: Eukaryota; Viridiplantae; Streptophyta; Magnoliopsida; Malvales; Malvaceae
Product: pentatricopeptide (PPR) repeat-containing protein / CBS domain-containing protein
Molecular function (GO): protein binding
Source: RefSeq, a predicted model, not a curated record
AUGAGUUUCGUGUGUGAGUGUUUGCAUGAUUCCCUUCUAAAAACCGGAAUAUUAAUAGAACCGUAAAUCGAGUGACGAACCAAAAUCCGGAAAAUCCGAAAAUCAAAGGACUUAUUUGAUUAAACAAAUUUUCACACCGGAAUCAGCCUCGAAUGACGUAACUUGAACUUGGAGACGAGCACGUGCCGCCGGUGACCGGCGCUGAGUGUGCCUUAUCUAAAUAAAAAUAGUGAUGUGGGGUGGCGUGGCCGGGCUGCUCUGGGCUGGACUAGGAGGAUCGAAGUUUGAAUAAAGAGAAAAUCAGAAAAAAGUUGGAUUCUCUGAAGUCUACAAUUAAUGUGGUUGGCCGAGGGCUUCAAUAAUUGAUAAAGAUUAGAGCACCCGGGUGAGGGUGGUUACAAAGGAAGGUGAGAUCUCGUUUCAUUUUUGUGUUAAUGAAAGGACCAUGUCAAGUCCAUUAGUAAUUAUUGACCUGAUAACAGCAAUUAUUACCCUCACCUCCUGCACCUUCUUCUUUCAUUGGAGUUCAAUUACUGAAUUACAAGUUUAAGAAAUUUGGUAAUCAAGGCUGCUGACAUGCAAAGUAGGCUUAGUUAUAGGAUAAAUCCCCCUGAAUCUAUCUAUCUAUGACAAUAUAAAACCUAAUUAUCAACUUUAGUUGCUGGUUUGGACAAGUGACACCUAUAAGAACAGAUUUACUCCCGGAAUUGGAAUUAUUUAACCCAAUUUCACAGGUUAUGCUGCUACUUUUUCCUCAAAUGGAAAGCAUGAGAGUUGAUAGCAGCUGAGGUAUGGCUGUUUUUGUUAUUUAUAAACAAAAAUGCAGAAAAAGAUGCCUUCUUGUUGUUGAUGGAAAUUGGAAACUGAGUAUAUAUUUGUCUGAAUGUUGAAAACAUAUGUAUUUGCAAAUGUGGCCUAAAAAUGGGCAUUGGGAAUAUGUAGUAAUGGCCCAUAAUGAAGAAGUUGAAUUAGCCCAAGCAGCAGAUGUCUACGGCAUUACCACUAGCCUACUCUCCAAUGAAUUUGUUCCGAAUUCCCGCCCCACACUAAGGCCCUCACGUUAUCCGUUUGGACCAUUUAGAUCACUACAACUGGUAGUUGUACUUCUAGAUAGAUUUCCCCUUCUCGGCUUGCAAGUCAUUUGCAUGGCUAUGGCUGCCUCUGGCUGAUGGAUAGGCGUAGGCUCACCACCACCACUCUCACCACCAAAGAAUGCCUCAAGUCCACGCUAUUUUGCCUUUACCUUGUAAACAAUUGCUACGUUCUAAUAUUUUCUCAUCUUCUUCUUCUGCCCCGACUCAACGUCGUUUUCGAAGGACGUUCUCUCCCACUAUACCUCCCAAUCUCAAACGUCUCACCGGUCGCAUCGUCCAGCUCACUCGCCGUAGGCAACUUCAUCAGAUAUUUGAGGAAAUCGAGAAUGCGAAGAGAGAAUAUGGGAAGCUGAACAAGAUCGUGAUGAACGCAGUGGUGGAGGCUUGCGUUCAUUGUGGAGAUUUUGAUUUGGCUCUCAAAAUUUUUCACCAAAUGGCUCAACCCCACAGUUGUGGUGUUGAUACUGUUACCUAUGCUACACUCUUGAAGGGGUUGGGUCGGGCUCGAAGAAUUGAUGAAGCCUUCCAAUUACUUGAGUCGGUUGAACAAGGCACUGCUGCAGGGAAGCCAAAGUUGUCAGCACAACUUAUCUACGGUCUGUUGAAUGCAUUAAUUGAAGCAGGAGAUCUACGCCGUGCUAAUGAUCUUUUUGCACGCUAUGGUUUCCUUCUUUGUGAAGGAGGGAGUCCGUCAAUAUUGACUUAUAAUUUGCUAAUGAAGGGAUACACAAGCACAGGGCGUCCUCAGGCUGCAAUAAACCUGCAUGAAGAAAUACUACGUCUUGGACUAGAGCCUGAUAGACUGACAUACAAUACUCUCAUCUUUGCAUGUGUCAAGACAGAAAAUUUAGAUGCUGCAAUUUGUUUUUUUAAGGAAAUGAAGGAUAAAGCACAGCACUUAUGCCAUCUUGAUCUUUACCCGGAUGUUGUUACUUACACUACACUAUUAAAGGGUUUUGGGCAUGCUAAGGAUCUCCAUUCAGUUCAGAAGAUUGUGUUGGAGAUGAAAUCUCGUCAUGAUUUGUUCAUUGAUCGUACUGCAUUUACUGCAAUGGUUGAUGCUUUGCUAAAUUGUGGUUCAAACAAGGGUGCUUUUUGCAUAUUUGGAGAAAUAUUAAAGCGGGCUGGUGCAAAUGCGGACUUGAGGCCAAAGCCUCACCUUUAUCUCUCCAUGAUGCGUGCUUUUGCUGACCAAGGGGAUUACAAUAUGGUUAAACAUCUGCGUGAGCGGUUGUGGCCAGAUUCUUCUGGAACCAUCUCUCUGGCUGUUCAACAAGAAGCUGAUCAUCUUCUUAUGGAGUCUGCUUUAAAUGAUGGGCAGAUUGAUGCAGCUUUGGAAAAUCUUACAAAAAUCAUUAACAGAUGGAAGAGUAUACCUUGGACAAGUCGUGGUGGCAUGGUUGCUUUGCGUAUAGAGGUUCUUCUGGGAUUUACCAAAUCUUUGUUCUGUCCUUACUUACUUCCUCAGGUGUUGCCAGGUGAUCUGAUUGAGAGCAUCAUGAUGCCAUUUGAAACAGUUAGGCCACUACCCGGCACUCUGGAGUUGAAGAAAGUAGUAAUGCGCUUAUAUAGAGAGCCAGUUGUGCCAAUUAUAGAUGACUGGGGCAGCUGCAUUGGGCUGUUACACCGCGAGGAUUGUUAUGAGAUCAAUGCCCCACUUUCGACAAUGAUGAGAAGUCCACCUCCUUGUGUUACAACGACAACAACUAUUGGUCAUGUAAUUGAUCUAGUUUUGGAAAAGAAGUACAAAAUGGUUAUUGUUGUAAAAAAUAGCAACUUGAAUGGUAUCACGCAUGGGUCUAGGGCAGUCGGUGUUUUUACAGCUGAACAAUUGGUUAACCUUGUGGCACCUGUGUCAGAAGUGCUGAAACAAAAGCACACUGUUCAUAGAAGUUUAACGAUGUUCUGAUGCAUUUCUCAUCUUUUACUUACUUUUUUUCAUGUAAAUAAAAUUUUGGGCAAAUAUGAGUAGCUGAGAUCAUCUUAAUGCAUGUAAAUUGAACAGGAAUUUGUUAACUGCGUAAGUGGACUCUCCCAUCACUCCUUCAUGUCAAGGAAUUUUGUGCUUUUUUAUCUAUUUUGUACUAUUAGGGUGUUUUAAUGGA